UCUCUCCCUCAUCCUUCAAUAUUUUUGGCAAUUGAUUUAGGCUUUCCUUAUGAUACAUCUGAUGUUGUGAAACUUGGAUGGAAGCUGAAGGUGUUUAGAGAAAUAUUUGAUUGACAUUACAAAUUUUGUUGUAUUCAUCUUUUUAGAGAAAAUAAUUGAAGCAAGUGUUUUAAGAUUAGUGAAUCAUUCGGACAUGAGUGGGAGACGCGAUCCCCCUUAAGCGCAGGCGGGACUGGAUUGCCCUAACUCAGGGUCUUUAGGAAAUUUGGGGACGGUUCAUGCCUAGACUGGUAAAUACCAGUUAGAUUGAGCAGGUCCUGGCAGUUUGCAUUCCUUCCUGUGAAAAUAGCAUCUUUGUUGCAUCUUUUCAUGUGCAUUUCUAUAUUUUAUGCUAGUUUAUUGUAUCCUUAUUUUUGUUAUCGUCAUUGACUCCCUGGUUUUUUUUUCCUUGUGUGCUUCCGGCUGACAAUGUAUAUGGGCAUGGUGAGAUGCCAUUGGUUGCUCAGCUCUGUGUGGCUAUCAAUAUUUGUUCAAUAUCUAUGCAACAGAUCUGGGCAGCAUGAAACAAAGGUUGUUUGUUCUUUUUAUCUGGGCAGCCAUAGACACUUGCCAGGUCUAGUCCCUUUGGAGGAGACUGCUGUUUGAUGCUGUUAUUUUGCGUUCAUCAUUUUAACUAACAAGGGACACCUCAUGCAUUUAUGACUUGUUGCUGGUUGAGGUUACAUCUCAGUGAUUAGUUGCUUUUUUGAGGCUUGAAAUUCUUAUAUAGAAGAGUCAAUCCUCAGUAGCCUGGAAGAGAUACCUUGGGUUGGAUUGUUUGUCUUGUGGCAUUGAUAGAUAUUCUUCAUCAAUGUCAUAUUUGAUAGUUUGCCCCUUUUAUGAAACCUUUUAUAAGAGAAAUUGCUUUGACUGCUCUUAGUGAUCAUGUAGGCUUCUCGUUUAAUGAGGUGCUUCCUUGUUGGCCAGAAUACUGAAUGAAGAGGAGUAUAUGUAAUAAACUGUUUGCUGGAUUGUCAUUCGCUGGAUUGUUUGGGUCUCAGCUAUAUUUGUGUUUGAGUAUAACAUUGUGCAGCAUGUUAGGAAAAUGCCGAGAAUAGGCAUGUAAUUUAGUGUUCAUUGCACCGUGUAACAGAUUACCAAAAGAAGCUUCUAGUUCUAGUGCCAGACCUGUUUAGUUCAGUAAGUUGCUUAAUUGAUAACUUUGAAUUAAAAGUGUAGAGUGGAUGAAUUUGACUAGUUUUCUUGGAUUACUUAUUGGCAACCAGUGUUAUACAUCAGGAGGGAGAAAAGAAUGCAUUCUGCCAAGAUUCAGGUUCAUGCUCGAUUCUUUCUUGAUAUGACUGGCCUCAGUACCUUGUCAGAAAUCUGUUGGUCUCUGAUAUUUCUUCUGAGCAAUUCAGUGCAAGUAUUUUCUAGACGAAAUUUCAUGAUGCCUGUUAAUUGCUUAAUUUGAGAGUGAGAUAUUGGCAGGAUUGGAUGAUGGCUUUAAAAUUUCUCAUACGUCCAUCUGUGCAAUGUGCACCAGGGUUUCUGAGCUUUAUUAUUUAGAGAGGGAUGCAGACUUGGCAUGUAGACAAGCACAGAGAUUGCAUCUGUAUUUGCACCAUUUGCUGAUGUUUUUUCUUUUUAAUGAUCUUGUUGUUCAAUACUUUCCUCAUGAAUAUCAGCAGCACAACUUAAAACUAAGAAGCCUCUCCAAAAGGUUUGCCACCAAAUAUGACCUAAUAUUGACCUUCUAAAGCUGUUUUGCAUUCUAAGCUGAAAAAAAAACUGCCAGGGGGGAGAUUGACCUACUUGCCUCAGAUGCUUCAGACACAAGUUGGCAAAUAGAGAACUCUACCUUCUUGGUGACCAUUUUAGAUCAUGAAACUAAUAGGUCCAUGUGAAAUUUCACUAGUUUUGGAAAUUGAAUGGUUAUCUUCUUUUGCUGUAUUUUUUAUGUGAUUUUUGGUCUAUGGUGAAAUGGGGCAUUGUUAUAAGAGAAAAAGAAGCAAAUGGAACAGAUGUUGAGUUGUACAAUUUGUCAGAUGGAUUCUGUUAUUGGCAUCUGGAUUUGUGCCCUAACCAUUUCAAGCUCUAGACUUAUAGGAUACUUCUCAAGCAGAAAAAACUGCUGCUUGUCUGAGUCAUGCUUAAGCUUCUUUUCUCAUUGUCUUGUGCAUCUUACGUUGGAUUCUUUUUAUCUCUUGGAUCCUUUGUUCCUUGCAUAAUUGGCUUAUAGCUGGUUAUGUGGUGUCUUAUAAUACACAGAUGCCAUUAAUUUGUUUCAGCUUUCUUCCUUUUCCAUACACCUUCUGUCAGAAUAUAUGUAUUAGAUGAGUGAAUGGUUUAAUCAGCAGUUUAUCUAUUCUUGUGGGCCAAUAGUGACUGGUGGAGGAAACCAAAAGCUUAAUUCAUGGAUGUGAUAUCAGCAUUAUUUUUUACAUUGUACAUCACUAGUUCAGAGUUCGGACAAGUUCUGGUGCCCUCUGAUUGUAAAAGUUUCUCUGAAGCUGGUCCUUCGUAAUGCCAAAGUUUCCUUUUCGCUGGCUUCUUCUUUGAUCAAUUGAGAGAUCUGAAUGUAUCUUCAGAGCUGUUUAACUCUUAAUGCAUUUGAUUGAUUCUUUACAAAGUGCUUUGUGGGUUGCUGCAGUUGUUUUCUGUUAGCAGCAGUGGUUUUUUUAACCACGAGAUGUCAUGCUAAUAUAGGCCAGUUGGAAGAUUUAUCAAUUGAGAUAUUUGAGCCAGUUUGUUCAGGCAGUUGUUUCUGAGUUUGUUCCUUUCACUGUUUGGGAAGAUCUCAUGUUAAGGAAUGGAAAGGUGUUUAAAGAAUUUCACUUUCUGAUUUGGUGAAGUGUUAACUUACCAUAUCGGUAGUGUGCCAUCUGAGUGAAUUGAUUGAUGUGUUGCAAGAUUGGAAAGGUGUCAAAAGAAUUUAUGAUUUGAUGAAGUGUUAACUUACCAUACAAUAGCGUGUCAUCUGAGUGAGUUGAUUGAUGUAUUUGCAACAUCAAAUUUGCCAAUGAUCACGUGAAAGAAACCGUUUUGUUUCAUCUGUUAUUCUUUGGUUGCAUUUCACUGGUAACACGGUUUUCUUUAGGAUGUAAGAUGAAGAUUUUACUAUUUGCUGAAUAUUUUGCAUGUCAGAUGUAUGAAAAUUUACCAGUAUGGAUUACUUUGGUCAUGGUAGAUUGUGACUCAUAAUACAAAGAUCACAGUGAGAUGUCUGGAUGAGUAACAUGGUGUUUACAUCAUCGUACAUUCUGUUGCUAUCAGAUCAUGCUGGAGAGAGAUACUGGCCGUCCUCGUGGAUUUGGAUUCGUUACAUUCUCUGAUCCACAUGCAGUGGAGGAUGCUAUCAGUGAGAUGCAUGAGCGUGAGCUGGAUGGACGUGUCAUUUCAGUGAAUAAGGCUCAGCCUAAGAUGACCACAGAUGACUCUGCCUAUGGAUAUAAUGGUGGGAGAUACACGUCGGGAGGUAGAGGUGAUUACCGUGGUGGCGAUGGGCCACCACCUGCAGGGCGGUCUGAUGAAUGCUUCAAGUGUGGUCGACUUGGACACUGGGCACGUGAUUGUCCUUUGGCUGGGGGAGGCAGUGAUGGUCGUUUCUCUUCUCGCCCCAAGUUUGGUGGUGGUCGUGGCCGUGGGGAUCGUAUUGGGGGACCAGAUCGCUUCAAUGACCGUUAUGAUGGAGGCCGUUAUGGGAACCGAGAUCGUAUUGACAGCAGGGACAGUCGUUAUAGUGGUGGUCGUGAUCGAUUUGACAAUGACUCUGAUCAUGAUCGAUAUGGGCCUCCUAGGGAUCGCUUUUCUGGUGAUAGGUAUGGAGAGCAUCCUGACCGUUACCCACAGAAUGGAUACAGCAGGGAGAGAAGCUAUGAUAGGGAUGGUCCUCGUGGUGGUGGUGGUGGUGGUGGCUAUAGUAGAGAUGGAGGGCCAAGAGGUGUCAGUGGCUAUGAGAGGGAUGGUCCACGUGGUGGUGGCGGCAGCGGAAGAUAUGGGGCUGGUGGGCCUGCACGUUAUGAUGGCAGUGGAAGUUUCAGGGACAGGCCUGGGCCUUAUGAUCGACCAACUAGGGGUGGGCGCCCAUCAUCCUAUGAUGCUGGCUAUUGAUGUUCACGGUUUAAGACUUUAUGCAUAUUUUAGGGUUGCUUGUGGAACAUAGCAGUGAUGUUAACUGUGUAAAGAUCAAGUCUGGCCAUUUGCUGUGGACCCUACAGAAUUCAUCUUGAAAAUUUUAGCUCUGUGAUCCAUUGUGCAUUAUCUGCACAACUUAA
Molecule: messenger RNA, 4256 nt
Organism: Musa acuminata AAA Group (dessert banana)
Lineage: Eukaryota; Viridiplantae; Streptophyta; Magnoliopsida; Zingiberales; Musaceae
Product: glycine-rich RNA-binding protein RZ1C-like
Exons: 2
Coding region: 3259-4092 (277 amino acids)
Cellular component (GO): nucleus
Molecular function (GO): mRNA binding; zinc ion binding
Source: RefSeq, a predicted model, not a curated record